Molecule: messenger RNA, 1908 nt
Organism: Odobenus rosmarus divergens (Pacific walrus)
Lineage: Eukaryota; Metazoa; Chordata; Mammalia; Carnivora; Odobenidae
Gene: GBA1
Product: glucosidase, beta, acid
Exons: 11
Coding region: 131-1741 (536 amino acids)
Biological process (GO): glucosylceramide catabolic process
Molecular function (GO): glucosylceramidase activity
Source: RefSeq, a predicted model, not a curated record
UUCGGCCGGAAUUAAACCUGCAGGGCUCAUUCGGUGUCUAAAGCUGCCCGCCAGUACCUGCAUCCCUGCUUUGAUUUAGUGGAUCCUCUAUCCUUCCGAGGCUUGAACCCUGCAGUCCCCUCACCUGGUGAUGGAGCUUUCAAGUUCUCCCAGAGAGGAAUGUCCCCGGCCCCUGGGCAGGGUAGGCAUCAUGGCUGCUAGCCUCACGGGAUUUCUUCUACUUCAGGCAAUAUCGUGGGCAUCAGGUGCCCGGCCCUGCAGCCCUAAAAGCUUUGGCUACAGCUCAGCGGUCUGUGUCUGCAAUGCCACGUACUGUGACUCUCUCGAGCCCCUGACCCUGCCUGCCCCCGGCACCUUCAGCCGGUAUGAGAGCACGCGCAGCGGGCGCCGAAUGGAGCAGAGCCUGGGGACCAUCCGGGCCAACCGCACAGGCACAGGGCUGCUGCUGACCCUGCAGCCAGGCCAGACGUUCCAGAAAGUGAAGGGCUUUGGAGGGGCCAUGACAGAUGCAGCCGCUCUCAACAUCCUCGCCCUGUCACCCCCUACCCGGGAUUUGCUACUCAAAUCCUAUUUCUCUGAAGAAGGGAUCGAAUACAACAUCAUCCGGGUCCCCAUGGCCAGCUGUGACUUCUCCAUCCGCACCUACACAUAUGAUGACACUCCUGACGACUUCCAGCUACGUGGCUUCAGCCUCCCUGAGGAGGACGUCAAGCUCAAGAUACCCCUGAUUCACCAAGCCCUGAAGCUGGCCCGGCGCCCCGUGUCACUGUUCGCCAGUCCCUGGACGUCACCCACGUGGAUGAAGACCAACGGGGCCGUGAAUGGGAAGGGGUCACUCAAGGGUCGGCCUGGGGAUCUCUACCACCAGACCUGGGCCAGAUACUUUGUGAAGUUCCUGGAUGCCUAUGCAGAGCACAAGUUACGGUUCUGGGCAGUGACGGCAGAGAACGAGCCCUCUGCAGGGCUGCUCAGUGGGUACCCCUUCCAAUGCCUGGGCUUCACCCCUGAACACCAGCGAGACUUCAUCGCCCGGGACCUGGGUCCUGCCCUUGCCAACAGUACGCACCGCGACAUCCGUCUGCUCAUCCUGGAUGACCAACGCUUGCUGCUGCCUCACUGGGCCCAGGUGGUGCUGGCGGACCCGGAUGCAGCUAAGUACGUCCAUGGCAUUGCUGUACACUGGUACCUGGACUUUCUGGCUCCAGCCAAAGCCACCCUGGGGGAGACACACCGCCUGUUCCCCAACACCAUGCUCUUUGCCUCUGAAGCCUGUGUGGGCUCCAAGUUCUGGGAGCAGAGUGUGCGCCUAGGCUCCUGGGACCGAGGGGUGCAAUACAGCCACAGCGUCAUCACGAACCUCCUCUACCAUGUGGCCGGCUGGACCGACUGGAACCUCGCCCUGAACCUGGAAGGGGGGCCCAACUGGGUGCGCAACUUUGUGGACAGCCCCAUCAUCGUCGACAUCACCAAAGACACGUUUUACAAACAGCCCAUGUUCUAUCACCUCGGCCACUUCAGCAAGUUCAUUCCGGAGGGCUCCCAGAGAGUGGGGCUGCUGGCCAGCACGAAGAGCGGCUUGGACGCUGUGGCCCUGACACGUCCCGACGGCUCUGCGGUCGUGGUGGUGCUGAACCGCUCCCCCAAGGACGUGCCUCUCACCAUCGAGGACCCUGGCGUGGGCUUCGUGGAGACGCUGUCCCCGGGCUACUCCAUCCACACCUACCUGUGGCGCCGCCAGUGACGGCCUGGGCUCGGCGUGGGCAUUAAAGGGACAGAGUCGGCUCACAUGCUGUGUGUGGCUGAGGAGGCUCUAGGAGGGCCGGGGUGAGCAUAGGUGACGUAAGCCCGGGAGCAGUGGUUCGGGUGACUCACUCUCCCCCUGGCUGGUGCCGGGGGCUGGAGGCCCCU